Messenger RNA from Zasmidium cellare ATCC 36951, 1506 nucleotides. RefSeq lists its product as uncharacterized. Gene Ontology annotation, molecular function: oxidoreductase activity, acting on paired donors, with incorporation or reduction of molecular oxygen; iron ion binding; monooxygenase activity. NCBI's taxonomy places the organism in Eukaryota, Fungi, Ascomycota, Dothideomycetes, Mycosphaerellales, Mycosphaerellaceae. The record is from RefSeq and is a predicted model, not a curated record. The transcript has 5 exons. Bases 1 to 1506 code for a protein of 501 amino acids.
AUGGAGCAUCGUGGACUGUUACCCGGCUUGACCCAGAGCUGGACACUUCUUGCUCUGGGCGCCACCACCCUCGUGAUCACAUGGCUGCUUUACGUUAGGAACAGCAAGAGGCCUUACGCAGGUAUACCUGUCCUCUCCGCCGAUCGCAACGAGUACCUGCAGAAUGGCCGAGGAUUGCUUGAACGUGGCAAGGAGCUUCCCAGCUGCUUUCAGGUCCAAACAGGGACGAAUUGGAAAAUCGUCGUCCCUAAUCGCUUUGCUCAAGAACUCAAGAACAAUCCGGAUCUCAGCUUCAACGACGCCCAUGCUCGAGAUAGCUUUACCUCGUAUCCAGGUCUCGAGCCCUUCCGAGAGAUCCUGGAGAAUGAUACAUUUAUUCAGGAGGUUGUGAGGAAGAAGCUCACGCAAAGCUUGGGUCUUAUUACUGCUGGCCUGGUCGAAGAGACUCAGCUGACGUACCGAGACUUGUUUGGAGAGAGUAAAGAAUGGAAGAUUCGUGUGAUCAAAACAGAUGUUCAGGACAUCAUUGCUCGACUGUCCUCUCGAGUCUUUCUUGGACUUGACCUUUGCCGCAACCAGGAUUGGUUGAAUGUCACCAAGAACUACACAUACAGCAGCUUCGAGGCCAUUAGUGAGCUGCGUUCACAUCAUGCUCUGGCCAGGCCUAUCAUGCAGUGGUUUUCGAAGAAUUGCACGCAAGCGAGACUUUACUACAAGAAAGCACAGAUUCUCAUCCAGCCAGUUGUCGAUCUCAGGAGGGCACAGGUCAAGGCCGAAGGCGAAGGGUCAUCGAAAAUUUCUGAUGCCAUCGGCUGGAUGGUGGAAUGUGCGAGAGGUCGGAGUAUAGACUACGCUGCCGCACAGCUUUCGUUCAGCCUCGCGGCCAUUCAUUUAAGCUCCGAGACGAUGACUAUGUGUCUGCUGCAGCUAUGUGAUAUGCCAGAACUGGUUGAGCCACUGCGAGAGGAGUGCCGCAAGGUGCUUCGCGAAAAUGGAUGGACAAAGCAAGGACUGCAGGAGAUGAAGUUGCUUGACAGUUUCAUGAAGGAAUGCCAAAGAACGAGGGAUCUACUCGCCACCUCGAUGCUACGGUUCGCCAAAGUUCCGGUGAAGCUCUCCGAUGGAACUGUCAUUCCUAAGGGCAGCACGUUGAUGGUCAUGAAUGACUGGGCUCAUUCUUCGGAGCACUUUUUAAAUGCGGAGAAAUUCGAUAUGAAACGAUUCGCAAAGCUACGAGAGCGGCCAGGAGAACACAACCAACACCUUUUCAGCACACCUUCGGCUGAUCAGAUGGGUUGGGGUUUUGGCGAACAUGCGUGCCCGGGUCGCUUCUUUGCCUCGAAUGAGAUCAAGAUUGCCCUGUGCAUUUUGCUUUUGGAGUACGACUUCGAGUACGUCCCUGGCGACGAGCCACCCCAAGAUGUCAAGUUCGAGAUCGUUCGGCUUGCGAGUCCCAGUACAAGGAUACGUAUUCGAAAGCGGGAGGGCGAUUCAAUACCUGUCUAG